Auanema sp. JU1783 is the source of this 1383-nucleotide messenger RNA. NCBI's taxonomy places the organism in Eukaryota, Metazoa, Nematoda, Chromadorea, Rhabditida, Rhabditidae. The record is from the annotation of a GenBank genome assembly.
AUGACUGAGUUCAAUGACGAAUGGUUUUAUGGAUCCCCAAAAAACAAAAAGAAGAAGGAGGAAGACCCUGACGACUCAUUUGAAAAUGAAGGUUCUCUGAAGAAGACUCCAACGCGGGCUCAAUCCAGAAGAGACUCCCUAGUUGAGCAAAGUUUGGGUUGCUUCGAAACGUUCUCCAGACAGAGAUUAGCUAUUGAGUUUCUCAAGUCGAGUGAGCAACUUCAUCGGAAUCUUCGAAUUUUCAGUUAUGAAUUCAUUGAUAAAACAGAAGGAGAGAGAAGGUAUUUGGUAACCACGCUAUCACGGUUCUGGCUUUGGUACAAAGUGAAAUCUCAGAGACAUAUAUACGAACUGCUUUAUGAAGAGUUCCCUUGUAGACUAUAUUUUGAUCUCGAAUUCUACAAGGAUGCCAAUCCUGAUAUUAACGAAGAGGUCAUGUAUAGUCAUUUCUGUGAAGUAGUUCGAGACGAACUGAAGAGUACAUUCGACAUCAGCAUAACCCCGGAGAAAAAUUUUUUGGUACUUGACUCAUCAUCGGAAAGUAAAUUCUCUGCUCAUGUGAUUUGUCAUUUUGAUGAUGGAAGUCUCUUCCCUAACUCGGCUUCUCUGAGAAGAUUCUGCCAUGAUCUGACAGAGAAACUCAAAGCAAGUUCUCCUCACAAGUUAGUCGAUUCGUCAGGAGAGAAGGAGGUUACAAUAAUUGAUCCUGCGGUAUACACGAAGAAUAGAAAUUUCCGCUUGUUCUUAUCCUCAAAACUGGGCAGUGAUAGAGUUUUGAAAGUUUCAAAACUUUGCAAGUUUUACGAAAAGAUGAAACCAACAGAUGAUGUAAUCUUCUAUGAUUCGCUUUGUAUUCCUGCAAACUUUGACAAGUAUCCUUUGAUAAAAAUAGAAGAGAAAGUUGGAGAUCCAAUUACCAAAAAUUCAAAUUCGAGCUCUUCGAAAUAUGAUUCGUCGCGGGAAGGAUGUGGUCCUUCACCUUUCCCUCAAUUGGAUGAUUUUAUUUUGAUGAUUCUGCGCAAGUGGAAAUCAAAUGUUUUCAUUCGGCAAUGGAAGGUGCAUGAUGUUGAUGGAAAUCCAGAAACCGUUACAUACUAUCCGGGAAACUGUCGAUUUUGCUUCAAUAUCAACCGAGAGCAUAAAAGCAAUGGAUCCUAUUGGACAGUUGACCUCAAAAGGGGAAGUUUUGUUCAAAAGUGUUUCGAUCCUGAAUGUCGAGGAGCACGUUCAAACGAUUUCCCUCUCCCUGAUUUUAUGAAAAACGCUCUGAAACUGAAAGAAGUACAGCAUCAGGACUCUUUCGAUGAGAACGAUUCGUUCUCAGAAGGAAACAAUGAUCACUAUGAGUAUUUUACCAAUUGGGAUCAAGUUUUCGAGAGUUGA